UAUAUAUAUAUAUAGGACCUUAAAUUGUUUCGUGUACGUAGGUUAUGUCUAUGAUCACUAUAUAAACACAGCGCAUGAUCGAAAGCUAGCUAUACUUCUUGUCUUUCUUCUUCCAUGGAUUUAUUUCUGCUGAUCUGCCUCCUUGUCUUUCUCCUCGCUGCUGCCGGGCAUGAGGCAACUGCUGCACGGCCUGAUGUUCCUUGGUCGCAAAACUACGCUAUCUUAUACGGACAAGAUCAUACCCAGUCUCUUAACCAAGGGAAAGAGAUUCAGCUUUCCAUUGACCAAGUUUCAGGUUCUGGUUUUAGGUCUUUAAAGACUUAUGGUUCUGGAUUUUUUAGCAUGAGGAUAAUGCUCCCACCUGGGGAUUCCACAUCAAUCGUCACAACCUUCUACCUAAGAUCAUAUACAGAUAACCAUGACGAGAUUGAUUUUGAAUUUUUGGGAAAUUCAACACCGCCGUAUUUGCUGCACACAAAUAUAUUCACAAACGGCCAAGGUAGUCGGGAGCAAAGAAUCAAUCUUUGGUUUGAUCCGACUAAAGACUUUCAUGAUUACCAUGUUCUUUGGAAUCAACGUCAAGUUGUGUGGAUGGUGGAUGGUAUUCCGAUACGAGUGUUUGAGAAUAAGGAAAAUAUUGGAGUGAAAUUCCCGGUGCAAGCAAUGCAAAUAGAGGCAACCAUGUGGACAGCAGCAUGGGCAUCUCCUGAUGGAAAGCCACCGAAUUGGGGUCAGGGGCCAUUCCGAGCCUACUAUCAGGGGUUCAACAUUGAUGGCUGCGUUGCCCAGAACAACACCAUUGCUACUGAUCCUUGCUUUGGUUCCAAUUCUUGGUGGAAUAGGAAGAAUUACUGGAAAUUAAAUCCAAUGCAGUUAAAAGCAUAUUUGGGUGUGAGGAAGAAGUACUUGGUUUAUGACUAUUGUAUUCAUAGGCCUGGCUCUAAACCCCCAGAAUGCAACAGACAUUAAUUAGUUUAGUUUGUG
Juglans microcarpa x Juglans regia is the source of this 984-nucleotide messenger RNA. Its product is annotated as xyloglucan endotransglucosylase/hydrolase protein 2-like. The transcript is spliced from 4 exons. Gene Ontology annotation, biological process: cell wall biogenesis; xyloglucan metabolic process. Bases 115 to 969 code for a protein of 284 amino acids. The record is from RefSeq and is a predicted model, not a curated record. Lineage: Eukaryota; Viridiplantae; Streptophyta; Magnoliopsida; Fagales; Juglandaceae. Gene Ontology annotation, molecular function: xyloglucan:xyloglucosyl transferase activity; hydrolase activity, hydrolyzing O-glycosyl compounds. Gene Ontology annotation, cellular component: cell wall; apoplast.